AUGGACGCCGAAGAAGGGCCGUCGUGUGUCGAGGCAUCCAAGACCGUGGACCCUCCCCAUUCCACGUUUCAGCGUCUUGGCCCAGGGAUUCGAUGUCGUUGCCCGGAUACUGAGCGACAGAUGAUGCAAGUGAGGCUAGAGCAUCUCGAAUUUGAAGACGCAUGUCAAAAUUCGCCGUUUUUUCGAGAUUUGCUAGGCAAACACGAGAACGUGUUGGAGGUAUUUCACAAUCGUGCGAAGCUCGUGGAACAAUUCAUUGGACGCAUGCUCGACCUUGAAGAUGCGAAAGCCACUCAGAGUAAGCUGCUAUACGAAACAAUUUCACAAUUGGCCAUCGAUCCCAUCGGGAAGAAAGUGAAAUCAGAGUUAUUCACAGAUGAUUGUUUUGGGACCUACUCGAAAGAGAUCCAAUCAAUCGAAGAGGCCAUUAUGGAGAAGCGUCGAAUGCAGCGUGACAUUUUAAAGGAACUUCGGGACUUUCGCAUUGAAAAAAUUGAACAUUGUAUCUUCCAAGAGCGCAAACAGUACAAGGAUGUAUCGGCGAAAUUUGUGGCCGCUGAAGAUAAAUUUCUUGGGCUGCUGCAGAAGAACCGUGACUGUGAAAGUGAUUCCAACUAUGCCGCCAUCCGGCUGGCGUUCGAGAGGAAGUCUAUCGAUUACGUCCUUUCUCUUCAGUCUCUCGAAGAUCAAAUACGAUUUGAAUAUUGCGCCAUAGUGUCCAAAUAUUUGCUUCUCACCUAUGGGACUGAGCCGGGUCACGAGUUCGCCAAAGCUUUCAUCAACUACAUUGGAGAAGUUCAGGAGCGAAUUGAAACGCUGAGGAGCAGUAAUGAGUUUUCGAUGCAGCAAGCACUCAUUCUAAAAAGCCAGACGAUAGAGCGCCGUAUGAAUGAGGAGGAGCCGAUCAAGCGCCAGCUGGCGCAGAUCCAAGACGGCUACCUGCUGAUGCACAUAAAGAAACCGAUUCGCGGCGGAAUGAAUAUCUUGACAAAGAAGUGGAGCCGGGUGUUUGUGAUCUGCCACAUGCCUUCGAAGUCCUUGACCGUCGUACCCACUUCCAAAGAGGAGCUCGCAAAAGCAUGCCAAGCCAGCUGGGCCAUGAAGAUUACCCAUGUUACGGCCCUAAAGGACCAUGAUAGAAAAUACAUUUUUGAAGUGUCCGGCGAGACUGGAAACAUGGUUCCGAUGUCCGCCGUGUUUCAAGCCGUCAGCGAAAAGGACUUCCACUGGUGGUUUUCCGCCAUGGAAUCCAAGGAUCAGGCAAAGCCGCAACAGCUGAAUGUCUACCUAAGCAGCACCAAUCUGCAAUAUAUCCUGUCUCCGGUCGGUGUGCACAUGAUGAAGAUAUUGAUCGAAAAUAUUGAAGAGAGGGACAUUACCUCUGUCGGCAUCUAUCGUGUCUGCGCCCCGCAGGCGAGGGCCAAAAAGCUGUUGACCGUCAUCCAAGGAAAAGACCUAAUGGUCGGUGAGGCAGCGAUGAAACAAGAGACCGAUGUGGUCUUGUGCUCGGCUCUGAAAUCGUUCUUACGGGAACUGGCUACCCCUUUGAUCGGUGGCGAACAGUACGGCGGUUUUCUGACUGCUGCUGCUUCCACAGAGGGAGAAGCGCAGUUCAAAGCAAUGCACGUGCUUCUCCAUCAGCUGCCGGCGCUGCACAAGGAGCUUCUGAAAGCAAUCAUCCUCCAUCUGAAAAAGGUGUCGGAACAUUCCGAGCUAAACAAGAUGACCGUGCCCAACUUGGGAAUUUGCUUUGGACCGACGCUGCUCCGUCCGGUGGCAACCGUGGCGGGCAUCCAUGAUGUUAAAUUCUACCCGACCAUUGUCGAGGUGCUCAUCAAUAAUGCCGACAGGAUCUUUGAGCCACCAAAAGAUGGUGUGCUCGAUUUGCCAGUGAUUCAUCGUCCGAUUGGAGGGAGUCCUGCCUAUGAGAGAUUGUUCAAUAACACGAAGUCUUCGGAAUGGGUCAACCCGAAUGAGGAUGCGGGGACGGCGCCCCGCUUGCCACAACAAAUCUCCUUGGACGAAGACAGCCUUCCCGGAAAUAAGGAGUCAUUCAACUCCGCGAAAGAGAUACCGCCAGUCGCUCGCACUCGCAUAGGAUCGGGUUCAGGCUCCGGAUUGCAACGCUCUCUUCAUGCAGCCUGCCGUGAAAUGGAUAGCCCAAUAUGUGUGGCAAGUCCUCCGCGACGGAAACGAAGCUAUCGCGCUGUUGCUCUCUACGAUUGUGUGGCUGAACACGACUCGGAAAUUACUUUUUGUGAAGGAGACAUCAUUGAAGGAGUGGUGUCAUCAAAGGAGCAAGGCUGGUUGAUCGGCACGGUGAAAGGCCAAACUGGACUGCUUCCCGCAAACUUUAUCAAGCGCAUCGAG
Messenger RNA from Mesorhabditis spiculigera, 2370 nucleotides. Lineage: Eukaryota; Metazoa; Nematoda; Chromadorea; Rhabditida; Rhabditidae. The record is from the annotation of a GenBank genome assembly.